AUGGACAUGAUUUAUUUUAAUAAAGGGAAUUAUAUCAGUUAUAAUUUAGGUCUUACUUUAUAUAAAUUGAAAAGAUAUGAAGAGGCCACAGAUUGUUUUAUUAAGGCAAGCUAUGUUGAAUCCAAAUAGAUAGAAGCAUUAAUUUAUUAGGGUUAAUUUAGUAUUUAAAUAAUUUAGGUUAAUCAUUAUAAAGGUUGUAAAAGCAUAAGGAAGCAAUAUAAUGUUUUGAUGAGAUAUUAAAUAAAGGUUUUUAGAGCGAAAAAAUCUAUUAUAAUAAAGGUUUUUUGGAAUUUCUUUAAUAAUAGGAAAAUCCCUAUAUUUUUUAGGAAUUUACAUUUAAGCUGUUAAAUGUUUUGAUUAGGCUUUAUAAAAGUGUUAAAAAUUGCCAAAAGUUUAUUAAUUAAAAAGUAUGAUUAUCUAUAAAUAUUUUGCAUUAAAAUAGGUGAGGCUUUAAAAUACUUGGGGAAAAUUUAUGAAGCUAACAAAUGUUUAGAAAUAUUAAAGAUAUUGAAAGAAGAAAAAAUUAAUGACUCUAAUAUAAUGUCAACAUCGUCUUCAUAACCAGCUAGUAAUUUCAAUAAAAUAAAUUGA
This is a messenger RNA of Paramecium primaurelia, 591 nucleotides long. NCBI's taxonomy places the organism in Eukaryota, Ciliophora, Oligohymenophorea, Peniculida, Parameciidae. The record is from the annotation of a GenBank genome assembly.